This is a messenger RNA of Hibiscus syriacus, 2597 nucleotides long. Its product is annotated as scarecrow-like protein 22. Gene Ontology annotation, molecular function: sequence-specific DNA binding; DNA-binding transcription factor activity. The transcript has 2 exons. The record is from RefSeq and is a predicted model, not a curated record. Bases 155 to 2311 code for a protein of 718 amino acids. NCBI's taxonomy places the organism in Eukaryota, Viridiplantae, Streptophyta, Magnoliopsida, Malvales, Malvaceae. Gene Ontology annotation, cellular component: nucleus. Gene Ontology annotation, biological process: regulation of DNA-templated transcription.
GCAGAAAACAGAAGCUCAAAAAAGAAAAAAAGAAAAAAAGAAAAAAAAGGGCAUAGAAUAACAAUAGGGAAAAGAUGGCAGCAAAAAUGGGUGUUGAGCUACCAAUAACAUCCAUGGAUUGAAAGCUCAAGUAGAAGAAGAAGCAAAGUCUAGAAUGAUGAAGGCCAUGCCCCUAUCCUUUGAGGAAUUUCAAGGGAAGGGCGAGUUUGAUUUUUCUUCUUCUACUUCUUGCUCAGAUUCAUCACUCUUACUCCAAAACCAGCAUCGUCAUCGUCAACAACAAGAGAAGUGGCAGAACAAUAAGGAAGGUUGCUGCUAUGUGGGCAGUGAACCCACAUCUAUUAAUACUAGAAGAAGCCCAAGUCCUCCAACAUCUUCCUCAACACUGUCUUCCUCUCUCGGUGGGAACGGCGGCGGAGGCAGCGGUGCCUCCACGGUCACAACCGGCUUCGCGACAACGAAGAUUGUCUCCGGCAACAUCAAUAGCCAAUCCUUAGAAUCUGGAACGGAAAAAUGUGUCUUAGGCAUGGAGGAUUGGGAGAGUGUUUUGCCCGGGUCUCCUAGCCAAGAUCAAUCCAUUUUGAGGCUAAUUAUGGGUGAUGUCGAUGACCCUUGUAUGGGACUAAACAAAAUUCUUCAGUCAGGUGGCGGGUCGCAUGAUAUGGAAUUCAAUGCAGCUUUUGGUGUGGUGGAGCAGGGUUUCACCUUUGAGUCCAUUAGUAGUGGCGGCAACUUGGUAAGCAACAUUGACCCUCCCAUAGCUGGAAGUUGCAUUGAUUUUCCCUGUGUUUCGGCCCCGAUAAAUCGUGCAUUUACAUCUUCACCACCCAAUCUCUUGCCUACUUCACUCCCUCCUGCUGUCUUUGCACAGCAGCCACUUGAAGCUUUGGAUGAAAAGUCUCAGAUUUUCAAUCCGCAGAUGAUAAUGAACCAAAAUCAAACUCGGUUUACUCAAAACCCGUCUAUGUUCUUGCCACUUUCAUAUGGUCAAUUACAAGAACAUAAUCUUUUAUCACCACCGCCGCCUAAGAGAUUUAACUCUGGCUCAAGUGGACGAAACUACCAGGGCCCUAAGGUUCCGUUUUUGGGUUCAGGGCAGGAGCUUUAUCUAAGGCUCCAACAGCAACAGAUCCAGAUCCUUCAGCAAAGGCCAACCACAAUCGGAAUGGCAGACACUGUGAAACCGAAAAUCGUCAGCGAUGAACUGGCUGACCAGCAGCUUCAGCAGGCAAUAAUCGACCAACUAAUCCAGGCAGCAGAGCUGAUAGAAACCGGGAAUCCGGCACUUGCGCAAGGGAUAUUGGCGCGGCUCAAUCAUCAGCUCUCCCCUGUAGGUAAACCCUUCAUCAGAGCUGCUUUCUACUUCAAGGAGGCCUUACAGUUACUACUUCCUUUGAACGCUACCAACUCACCCGCUUUGUCCACGAAUAACAUGAUUUUCAAGAUUGGUGCUUACAAGUCAUUCUCUGAGAUUUCUCCGAUUGUUCAGUUUGCGAAUUUUACUUGCAACCAAUCACUUCUUGAGGCUUUUGAAGGGUGUAGUAGAGUUCAUAUAAUUGAUUUCGAUAUUGGGUAUGGUGGGCAAUGGGCUUCUUUGAUGCAGGAACUUGUUCUAAGAAGCGGUGGUGCCCCAUCUAUGAGAAUCACUGCCUUUGCUUCUUCAUCCACCCAUGAUGAGAUAGAACUUGGUUUCACCCAUGAUAAUCUCAAGCACUUUUCGAGUGAAAUCAACAUGGAUUUCGACAUUGAAAUUAUGAGCCUUGAGUCCUUGAAUUCUGGUUCUUGGCUGUUGCCUCUGCACUUGGGUGAAAAUGAAGCAAUUGCUGUUAAUAUUCCAAUUGGUUCAUUUUCUAAUUAUCCUUCAAUCCUGCCUCUGGUCCUCCGUUUUUUAAAGCAGUUGUCACCCAAAAUUGUAGUGUCUUUAGACAGGGGUUGCGACAGAGCGGAUGUCUCGUUUCCUCACCAUAUAAUCUAUGCACUCCAAUCAUAUUCUUGCCUCCUUGAGUCCCUUGAUGCUGUGAAUAUCAACCUCGAUGCCUUGGAAAAGAUUGACAGGUUCUUUAUUCAACCUAGCAUCGAAAAGAUCGUGUUGGGUCGACAUCGGUCCCCGGAAAGAAUUUCUCCUUGGAGGAGUCUGUUUAUACAAUCUGGAUUCUCUCCAUUAACAUUCAGUAACUUCACCGAGUCCCAAGCGGAGUGCUUGAUUCAACGAACUCCAAUUAGUGGUUUCCAUGUUGAGAAGAGACAGUCUUCACUAGUUCUUUGCUGGCAGAGAAGAGAGCUAAUUGCUGCUUCAGCUUGGAGGUGCUGAGCAUAACGGUGAUUCAAUCAAAUCAACUUUGCUUCAAAGGUACUGGUUUUAGUUUCUUGAUUUUUUAUUUCAUGCUUUGAAAUUUCUGUUAAUUGUUCAUGUACCACCGUAGAUCGAUUGUUUCCUAUCAAAAACAUUUUAGCAACUGUAUGGCUAUGUACAGCUUCUGAUGUGGGUAACUUUCUGUUUUGGUUAUUUACUCCUUGCUAAGUUUUCCCUUUGUUGUAACUUGACAACAAAGGCAAAAACAAAUUCUGGGAAUGAAGAACUUUUAAUUUCUUGAUCA